Hemiscyllium ocellatum (epaulette shark) is the source of this 1385-nucleotide messenger RNA. RefSeq names its product 15-hydroxyprostaglandin dehydrogenase [NAD(+)]-like. Lineage: Eukaryota; Metazoa; Chordata; Chondrichthyes; Orectolobiformes; Hemiscylliidae. Gene Ontology annotation, molecular function: oxidoreductase activity, acting on the CH-OH group of donors, NAD or NADP as acceptor. The record is from RefSeq and is a predicted model, not a curated record. The transcript is spliced from 7 exons. The coding region runs from base 254 to 1054 and encodes 266 amino acids. Gene Ontology annotation, cellular component: cytoplasm.
ACUGCAGGGAGAGAGGGGUUGAAAUGUGUUUUGUUUUUGGAGGGUUGAUUGUGACCUUCGCUGACGUACUACACGUGAUAUAAACAUUGAAGGGAGAUCAGGAAAGGACACACACGGUGUGCGGCACAGAGACACAGAGGGAGAAGUUGGGUGAAGUUUGCACAGGGACAGCUUGCUUGCAGAGUGUAGGGCAGGCUGUCAGUGAGCAGCCUGAGAGCUCGGUGCCUGGGCUCCCGGAGCUGACACAUCUCCCAUGGAUCUGACCGGCAAAGUCGCGCUGGUGACUGGAGCAGCUCAGGGCAUCGGCAGAUCGUUCAGCGAGGCGCUGCUGAGACAUGGAGCGAAGGUGGCUCUGGUGGAUUUGAACAUGAGCACUGGGGAAGCCUGUAAGAAGGCAUUGGAUAGGGAAUUUGAUGCUGCCAGGAGUUUAUUCAUCGCAUGCGACGUGGGAGCAGAGGAAGAAUUAAAAUGUGCUUUUAAGAAGACGAUAGAGCUCUUUGGAAGCUUGGAUAUCGUGUGUAACAAUGCCGGAAUAAACAAUGAGCACAACUGGGAGCAGACAAUCAAUGUUAAUUUGACCUCCGUGAUAAGAGGAACAUACCUAGCUUUGGAAUACAUGAGCAAGGAGAAUGGGGGCAAAGGAGGAGUUAUCGUGAACAUGGCAUCUUUAGCAGGUAUAUUCCCAGCUGCGCACGGACCAGUGUACACAGCCACAAAGCAUGGUGUAGUUGGAUUCACCAGGGCUAUAGCAGCAACCUCGAAGCUUUUGGACUAUGGAGUUCGGAUCAACACAAUUUGUCCAGCCUUUGUGGAUACUCCGCUUUUGAACUCUGUGAAUCAAGAGCAAAUGAUGGGACGAUACUACGUACUCAAGGAUACGGUGAAAAAGUUGAUUCAACACUACGGGAUAUUGGACCCGUCAUUAAUCGUUGAAGGGUUAAUGAAAAUUCUUCAGGAGGAGGACUUGAAUGGAGCAGUCAUGAAGAUAACCAAGUCCAAAGGGAUCCAUUUUGAAAUCUAUGAGACAAUGCUGAUACAGCCAGAAGUAAAGUAGACCAACUCCUCCCGGUCUUGCUAACAGAGUGUCUCUCAAAUUCACCUGCCCCUGACGUCAGGGGACAUGAGCUGACAAUGUAUUUUGCACAAACUCUAAAUGACUUUGGAUAAGUGCAGGCACCAACUUGGAUGUUCUUUUGCUAUGCCCUGCAUAAAAUGUUUUAACUUUCCUCGUCUUUAAAUUAUUUAAUUUAAUUAUAUUUUUGUAAUCAAAGGGAACUCUGCAGUGUGAAAUAAUUGUGGAUAUUGUUGAACAAAUUAUGACUUAAACUAGCAAUAAGAAACUUGAACUUGUAAUGCUUUUAAAAUUGAAAAUGUGUUGCUGGAAA